AUGACUUUAAAAAAUUGUAAACAAAUGUUUAAUGCUUUACCUGGUGCAUCCGGCGACAUCACGGAAGACAUUACAGUGCAAUUACUCUUUUCGGUGGUACCUCAAGACCAGUUUUUCAAGCACAGCACGGGUCGCGGAAACGUAUACGACACAAUCGGUGAACUGGUGAAAAUCUGA
Molecule: messenger RNA, 177 nt
Organism: Cinara cedri
Lineage: Eukaryota; Metazoa; Arthropoda; Insecta; Hemiptera; Aphididae
Source: the annotation of a GenBank genome assembly